AUGGUUUCAAAGACAACCUGGAAGCUGGGAAGGACCAGGCUGAACGGGAAAGAACAACUUUCAGGGCAGGCGCCACACGGUCACUUGUGCAAGGCCCUGCUUUCAGGCGGCUCACAGUCCUUGCGUCUACCACCACGAACCCCCCCUCCCCCCUCCACGAAGUUCUACCACCUACAUAACACCUUUUCCCAGCAUCCUUUCUUCCCACUAUCCAUCUCUAGCUUGAGACACACCAGCCGUGUCAUCUUCUCAUCCGCCCUAGGCCUCGUCUGCACCACCACCACCACCAGUGAGUUUCUCGCCUCGUCCGUCGUCAUUUCUUUGACUGCACCCCGCCUGCAAGCAACACGUUCGCCUCGGACUUUCUCGUCCCCCUUCCCCAUCUCCGGAAAAUGCGAUCCUACUGCGCCGCUAUACCUUGUCGUUAUAUUGUGGCUUGGCCUGCUGGACUCUCUGCCUCUGUCUCUGUCUCUGCCUCUGCGCUCUACCCUUUGCCUUCUGCCAUCCGCCAUCUCGUCACCAUCGAGGGGGGGGGGGGGGCGAACACCGAACAUCCCUGCUGCCGGCGUCGUUUCAGCAUUACCGAUCCUGCCCCCUCGCUCAUGGUAUCGACUCCCCUUCGCUGCACCCUGGCAGAUCUCCGACAUGCCCGCCAACAAAGGCUCGUCGGCACCUCAGCCGCCCGACUCUCCUAACACGAAGGCUGCUACUGCUCGCUACACAAACAAAGAUGGUUCCAAGAUGAUUACCGUGCCCAAGGCCGCGCCUUCUACCGAAUCCUCCCAACCUUCGACUCCUACCUUGCCGUCCAAAGCCGCUACAUCCUCGCAACCGACCCCUACUUCCGGUGUCGUGGAAGACGGCCCCGCACAACAAGUGAAUCGUAAAAAGGCCAAGAGACGCGCGAAGGCGGCCGCCAAGGCUGCCGCUGCCGCUGCGGAAACGACGACUCCAACGGAGGUGGCUGGCGAGAGGACUAUCAACGGCCAAUCUCAAGCGACCCCUCGCAACGUGCCUGCCUCUACAACGGCAUCGGCAAAGUACCAAAUCGCACUCGACCCCGAGUUGACUGAAGACGAGGAUCAAGAUACGGAGGCGGGGCAUGGUGGUACUACCAACGGUAACAGCCACGGCACGGCCACCGCGACCGCAACGUCGUCUGGUAAAUCGAAGAAACAUAAGAAGAAGAAGAAGAAGAACCACGACGGCACAUCCUCGCUAGAUGACUCCCGAUUGGCCAGCCCAUCGCCGUCAGGCGUCCGGCCAUUGGCCUCGGCGCCGCCACGUGGUCCUGGUAUUUCCAAAGAAAAGAUUUGGGAUACCGAUUCCCAGGAAGAGCGGGAGCGCAUCAAGGAGUUUUGGCUCGGGCUCGGCGAAGAAGACCGCAAGUCUCUCGUCAAAGUCGAAAAGGACGCCGUCCUGAGGAAGAUGAAGGAGCAGCAGAAGCAUACCUGCAGCUGCACCGUCUGCGGCAGGAAGCGCAUCGCCAUUGAGGAGGAGCUGGAGGGACUCUACGAUGCUUACUACGAGGAGCUCGAGCAGUUCGCCAACCAGGCCGACGGCCCGCCGCUGCCGCGCGAUUUCCCCGUCCGACCGUCUCGCAUGCCGUCCACGUACGUCCGUCAACCGCCCUCGCGGGGCCGCAUAGUCGAACACGUCGGGGAUGACGAUGACGAAGACGAUGACCUCGACGAGGACGAGGACGAGGAGUACAGCGAGGGAGAAGAACUCGACGAGGACGACGAAUAUAGCGUAGACGAGCCUCCGGAGGACGUCCACCCGCACGACCGUGACAUGGCAGAUUUUCUGACCUUCGGAAACAGUCUGCAAGUCAAGGGUAUGAAGAUUCUCGACCUCCUGCUGCGCAGCUAUGGUAACAUGGACUUAGGCGGCAUACUAACCGUGGCGGACGACCUGCUCAAAAACGACGGAAAGCGCUUCAUCGAGAUGAUGGAGCAGCUGGCCGAACGCCGCAUGGCUCGCGAAGAAGAUGCCAAGGAGCACGUCACCCGCGUAUACGGUCACCCCGCCGCCACUGCCCCGUCCGCGGCAUCCGCCACCUCCUCCAACCCACCGCCCCAUGGCAACGCCAACGCCGCCAACGCUAACGGCGCUGCUGCCUAUCCCCCGACGCCGCUUGGCCAGCCUGCGCCCGACGACGAAUACGAGGAUGAAGACGACGAGGAGGAAGAAUACGAGGACAGCCAGGAUGAUGAGUACGAGGAUGAAGAAGUGAGCUCCUCUCAUCACACCCAUGACCAUGGGCACCAUUCCAGUACUGAGCAUUACUGUUGCCACCAUCAGGAUACGAUGACAGAGGAGCAGCGUAUGGAAGAGGGUCGUCGCAUGUUCCAGAUUUUUGCUGCUCGUAUGUUCGAGCAGCGCGUAUUGACGGCUUAUCGGAACAUGGUAGCCCAGCAACGACAGAAUAGGCUGCUCGAGGAGAUCGACGAGGAGAAACGGAAAGACGAGCAGCGCAAGGCAAAGAGAGCUAAGGACGCCCAGAAGCGCAAGGACAAGGCGGCACUGAAGAAGCAGGCGCAGGCCGAGGAGCGGGCCCGCAAGGAGGCCGAGCGGGCAGCGGAGGAGGCGGCACGGGUCGAGGAGCAGCGACGGCGGGCCGAAGAACAACGGCUGAAGGCCGAGGGAAAGCGCCGCAAGAAGGAAGAGCAGAAGAGGCUCGAGGAGGAGGAGCGGCAACGCAAGGAAGCCGAGCGCCAGAGGCGACUGCAGGAGCAGGAGAAGAAACGUGCCGAGCAAGAGCGCAAGGCGCGCGAGGCCAAGGAACGGGAGAAGAAGCUGAAGGAAGAGGCACGCCAGCGCGAACGAGAGGCCCGGGAGCUGAAGGAGAAGCAGCAGCGAGAGAAGAAGGAGAAACAGGAACGGGAAAGGCGGGAGAGGGAAGCCAAAGCCAAGGCCGAGCGCGAGGCCAAGGCCAAGGCCAAUGCGGCGGCUGCGGCGGCGGCGACAGAACGGGAGGCCAGGGAACGUCAGAAGCAAGAGGAAAGGACGGCUGCGGCGGCGGCGGCGCAGAAGGCGGCAGCCAGUGCGGCCGCGCCCGGCAAUGCUGCUCCCACGCCCUCGUCCCCUUCAUCGCAGCAACUUCGGCGGUCAUCCCAGCACCCCGUCUCCGUGCCGAACAUGGCCAACGUCCCGACGGUCCUACCGCAACAUCCUUCCAACUCGGCUUACGCAUCGCCCAAGGUGCAGGUCGCCACACCUGCUCUGCCCAAGGCUCCGACACCGAUUCGCCCCAAGAACACGUCAACGUUGCAGGCGCAGUCGCAAGUCCAGGCGCAGGUGCAGUCGCAGGCGCAGUCGCAGCACGAAUCGAGCGCAGCCGAGUCUUACAUAUCCCAGUCGAGCCAGUAUCCUUCCCCCCAUCCUGCCACACCGGCGCAGCACAGCCCUGCCCCGAUACCUUUCGCACCCCAUCAGCAGCAUCAGCCGCACCAGCAGCAGUAUCCACUGCAACAUCAACACCAACACCAACAGCAGUCGCGGCGGAAGGGAAGCGGGAUCCUCCCGCCAGGAAUCGCGGCCCCGGGCCAGGUACCCUCGUCGGCGUCACCUCCGAUCCAUGGCAGAAGUUCGGCGGGCAUUCCCACGGGCCCAUACAGCGCACCCUCCGGCAUGGCUCAUCCUCCGGGGUUUAAUAUGCCAAACAUGGCACCGCCCGGGCUACACCAUCGCUUCCCGCAGGAAGCCAUGUUCUCACCAGCCAGCGGUUUCCGGUCUCCUGGGAUGAUGACAGGUCCUCCGGGUCUUAACACGUCCGGUGGCAGGGGUUUCCCUGUUCCGGUUCAACCCGGGCCUUCGGGUUUCUCGCAACCGUUUGGCGAUCCCGUAGCGGUUUCCGGACCGUCAGCAGCAACGCAUACGCGACAAGCGUCGGGCGGGUUCGACACGGGAUUGGUCGGAGUCGGACCGUCUCAGCCGAUCAGCAGGCCAUCGCCCAUCGGUCGACCGGGAAGCAUCGUACACGGGCAGGGAGCAGAACAGGCGGACGACGCAUCGAACCAGCACCUUGGGAGCAGUGCCUUGCUAGACGACUCGGAGGAAGCUAUGGCGGCAUCGGCGGCGCGGCAACGGCGCCACGCCCCCGGACCGCCACAGGGAUUUCCCAGCGCGCCGUUCGGCAUGGAUGCUCCGUUGCAGGUGCCAAACAACGUCUGGCCCAACUCGCAGGGGUUCGUGCCAUUUGUAGCGUCGCACAGUCUGGCGAAUCGGGGCAAUUGGGGCAGCACGCUGGGACCACACCAGGCGAUGUCGCCUAUGGCGCAAUUUCGGACGGCGGGGACCCCGCGAUCGGCAGCAGUGCGUGUCCUCCUCUGCAUGGCGUGCCGGAAACUGCAAGGCCAAGGCGGUGGCGAUGACAACAGCGUGAUCGACCUGAAGGAGGUGCUGGCCGAGGUCAACCAACUGAACAGGAUAGAGGGUGUCAGCCGCGAGGCCGUCUUGGAAGCGGAGCUGCUUGACCUGGCGGACACGGAGGGCACUCCGCAGAAUGGAGGCGGGUCUUUCGACGUGUGGCGCGACGUCAAGGGGCCCGGGAUGCACACGAUCCGGUGGGUGGCGGAUGUCGGUACCGAUGUGUCGCAGCCCCGGCGCGCCGUGGGGGAGAUCGGCAGUCCCGUGGCAGGAGCGUCCAUCCGACGGGGGAUCAUUCUGGGCCAGGAAAUUGCCUCAGCCGAUUUCGGCGAUACGGACAACGACGACAGGGGAAUCGACGCCGGUACCAUCGCAGGCAGCGGUCGGCGCGUCGUUUUGGCAAAGCACUCCCGCAGACCUGACAGCGAUCCGUAAUGCUGUGUUUGGGGCGCUGGACAACGCCCGGGGGAAAGUAGGCGGGUCGAAGGAAGACUUGAGCGCGGAAAAACAGAGAGACUCUUGAGUAGCGGGAGAGAAAUUGGUGGAGGUUGAGAAGGGGAAAGGGGAAAAGGGGUGACACGUUACGCAGUCCUAUGUUUCUUUUCGGGGUUUCUUUCGAUCUCGCCAUGGCUGCCCAAC
Sodiomyces alkalinus F11 is the source of this 5010-nucleotide messenger RNA. RefSeq lists its product as hypothetical. NCBI's taxonomy places the organism in Eukaryota, Fungi, Ascomycota, Sordariomycetes, Glomerellales, Plectosphaerellaceae. The coding region runs from base 1 to 4806 and encodes 1601 amino acids. The transcript has 6 exons. The record is from RefSeq and is a predicted model, not a curated record.